GUUUCAAUAGCCUCACGGUCACGCAACACGCCGGUAUAUAAGUUGUCGUGAUGGGAGAGCUUGACACACAGCGGCCGGCAGUGAGCUCGCGUGAAUAAAUAGAUUCGGAGAAAACAGCACGAAGAGAAUGUCAUCUACGAUUGCUUGGGUUGCCGUGUGCUGGCUGUUGGUUGCACACAUGAUCCUCACCGUUGCUGGUGGAUUCGGUGGUGAAGGCCUUGGUAGAGGCAAACCUGCAGUGCCCACCACAGCGAACUCUGCCGGUGGGAAUUCGAACCACCAGGAUUUUAUCCAUCACCACCACCCCACUGCUACAUCCGCUUCUACAUCCGCUUCUACAUCCGCUUCUACAUCCGCUUCUACAUCCGCUUCUACAUCCGCUUCUACAUCCGCUUCUACACCCUCUUCUACAUCCGCUUCUACACCCGAUCCUGAUCCGCAUCCUGAUCCUCACCACCCCCAUGACGCACCUGUCUGCAUCUGCAACGCUAACGUCAUACAUGCCACGUGUGAGGCGACGUGGGCAGAUCAUAUCUUCACUCCAUCCGUAGACUUUGGACCUCAAUGGGAACUAGUGUUCAAGGGUACCGCGGGCGUUCCCAUGAAUCUGUACACACUGUGGAUGUCGGACAGCGUACUGAACGUAAAUGUACCAGAAGCAAUGAUUCCCACUUCUCACUACCGUAUCAACUACAAGUCACACAUGGCCAACGAAUGGACGGAGAUAAAGCAGGUAAAAGUGGUAUUCCUGAAGAACGAUGACGUCGUAAUGUUCGUGAAUUUCGAUGGUCGGAACCAAAACAAAGUAGAGUGGUUUUCAGAAGACAACAUACUUUCUUCGUCAUUCUCUGACCUUCAUCCGGGAUCUCCUACUGAUUACUGCAGUAUAGCAGGAGACGCGUCGGCAUCUAUACAGAGACGCUUCUAUAUUCAUGAAGACGACAAUUGCUGCUCCGAUCCUGGCUGGAUCGUAGUGCUCGACAGGAUGCCAGAAGAGUGUGAUCCCUGUGAGUGGGGAUACAUGAAUCCAGACGAGAGACCCAUGUUCUUGUAUUGCCCCGAAGGAGCCGCAUGCUCGCCGAACUCGUACGAAUCUGCCGAUACGAUGCUCAUCUUUGUGCGACAUUCACAUCACCACCACCACCACCACCACCACCACCACACCCCAUGAACGUUACCCACAUGACACCAUGACGUCAUCAGCGUCGAGGAAAACAAUACUGUUAAAAGAAUGAUUUUGUUUAGAUUGACACUCGAGCGAUAUCUGUGAAUGUACGAUAUAAGGGUCGUUUUUUUAUUUGUAAUAUUGCAAUUAUGCAACACGAUAACGAACGUUCUACAUUAAAGAAUUGUUUUAUUCAUUAUUAUUUGUUUGGAAAUAUUAUCGUUUAUAGAUUUGUGUUAUGUAAUAAAUAUGCUACUAAUAAAAAAAAUAUUAACGCUG
Messenger RNA from Priapulus caudatus, 1444 nucleotides. RefSeq lists its product as uncharacterized. The record is from RefSeq and is a predicted model, not a curated record. The transcript has 6 exons. Bases 128 to 1171 code for a protein of 347 amino acids. Lineage: Eukaryota; Metazoa; Priapulida; Priapulimorpha; Priapulimorphida; Priapulidae.